Messenger RNA from Talpa occidentalis (Iberian mole), 6667 nucleotides. RefSeq names its product zinc finger protein 304 (gene ZNF304). The record is from RefSeq and is a predicted model, not a curated record. Bases 13 to 1956 code for a protein of 647 amino acids. Gene Ontology annotation, biological process: negative regulation of transcription by RNA polymerase II. The transcript is spliced from 3 exons. NCBI's taxonomy places the organism in Eukaryota, Metazoa, Chordata, Mammalia, Eulipotyphla, Talpidae. Gene Ontology annotation, molecular function: DNA-binding transcription repressor activity, RNA polymerase II-specific.
UCGCGCGGCCCGAUGGCGGCCCCGGCGCAGGCCUGUGUGACCUUCGAAGACGUGUUCGUGUACUUCUCCCGGGAGGAGUGGGGGCUCCUUGAAGAAGCUCAGCGGUUCCUGUACCGGGAUGUGAUGCUGGAGAACUUUGCGCUCGUGGCCUCGCUGGAUUGUUGGCGUGAGGCGGACAGCGCGGAGGCCCAUACUGAGCAGAGUGUUUCUGUUGAAGGAGUGGCUCGGGUCAGGACUCCCAAGUCAGGCCUGUUUAUCCAGCAAGCCCACCCCUGUGAGAUCUGUGACCCACUCUCGAAAGACCUAGUUCCCCGGGCUGGACGACAGAGGUCACCGCUUGUGCAUCAGCUGCAGAGGGACGACCCCUGCCGGAGCGAGUUCUCAGUCAGUGCAAACUUUCGCCUGCACCUGGAGCCACCUGAUGGAGGGAAUCCCUUCGGAGGCCGUGCAGAUGGGGCCUCGUUUGGGAAGAGCUGUGCAGUCCACAGAGGGGGACCCUUUGCGUGCGGGCAGGACGGAAUGGACUUGCUAGAUGACUGCGGCCUCUUCCAACCCCAGGCCACUCACCGCGGGGUGAGAUCAUACAAAAGGGCUGAGCUCACAGAGUCUUUCCCCACCGGCUCCCGUCUUGAGCAGCACCAGGGUGAUCCUGCUGGGCUUCUGCUUUUCACCUGCAGUGACAGCGGGAAUGCCUUUCUCGACACCUUAGCUCUCCUUGACAACCAGAUAACUCGUCCUGAGGUGAGACCCUUUAGAGGCCUUCCCUGUGAGAAUGUGUCCAAGGAGAAAUCAGCUCAUGCUAGUCACAGAAAAACUCAGAGUGGAGAAACAUUACAUGUGUGUGAGGAGUGUGGAAAGGGCUUCGUCCACCUGUCCCACCUGAAAAUGCACCAGAAGUUUCACCCGAGAAAAAGACAGCACACGUGCAGUGAAUGUGGGAAAGCCUUCAGCCGCAAGGAUACCCUCGUGCAGCACCAGAGAGUGCACACUGGAGACAGGGCUUUUGAUUGCAGUGAAUGUGGAAAAGCCUACAGCCGAAGCUCGCACCUUGUGCAGCACCAGCGAAUCCACACCGGGGAAAGGCCUUACAAGUGCAGUGAAUGUGGGAAAGCCUUCAGCCGGAAGGACACUCUUGUGCAGCACCAGAGAUUUCACACUGGAGAGAGACCUUACGAGUGCAGUGAGUGUGGGAAAUUCUUCAGUCAGAGCUCCCACCUCAUUGAGCACUGGAGAAUUCACACAGGCGCAAGACCCUAUGAGUGCAUUGAAUGUGGGAAGUUCUUCAGCCACAACUCCAGCCUCAUCAAACAUCGCCGUGUCCACACAGGCGCGAGGUCUUACGUGUGUGGCAAAUGUGGGAAGGCUUUCAGCUGCAAAGACACGCUUGUUCAGCACCAGAUCAUUCACACCGGAGCGAAGCCCUAUGAGUGCAGCGAGUGCGGAAAGGCCUUCAGUCGGAAAGACACACUGGUGCAGCACCAGAAAAUCCACACUGGAGAAAGACCUUAUGAGUGUGGCGAGUGUGGAAAAUUCUUCAGUCACAGCUCCAACCUCAUUGUCCACCAGAGAAUUCACACGGGAGCGAAGCCUUACGAGUGCAGUGAGUGUGGGAAAUGCUUUAGCCACAACUCCAGCCUCAUUCUGCACCAGAGGGUCCACACCGGCGCCAGGCCUUACGUGUGCAGUGACUGUGGGAAGGCCUAUAUCAGUAGCUCCCAUCUUGUGCAACAUAAGAAAGUUCACACUGGAGCGAGACCUUAUGAGUGCAGUGAAUGUGGGAAAUUUUUUAGCCGCAACUCGAGCCUCAUUCUACACCAGAGGGUGCACACCGGAGAGAAGCCUUACAUCUGCAGCGAGUGUGGGAAGGCCUACAGCCGGAGCUCCCAUCUCGUCCGGCACCAGAAAGUUCACAAUGGAGAAAGGCAUCUGAGUGCGGCGGUUCUGGUGGCCAUUUAGCUUUCUGUGGCAGCAGAAAGCUCGCACUAGAGAAGAGCUGUCGGUGCAGAAAAUGCUCUCUCCCUGUGCAGCCUAGGGGGACCCACCACAGAAAAGGUGGGCGCACCCUUUGUGAGGGAGCCGGCAGCCUGCAGGUGCACCUGUUGCGUUCUGAUGUCCGCUGUGGGGGAAGCCCAGUAAGUACCACAGAGACCCACCUCCACAACCUGAGAAGCACUUUCUGAGCCGUCCAGGACUCUCCACAGAGUGAUGUCACUUCCAGUGCCUGCGGCGGAAGCCUCGGGGCCGCCAGCUCUUCAGCAUUUGACAGCGUGCGGCUGUCAGCCCCGCGUGCUCGGGGAAGGCAGACCCCGGGACCCCUGGACCCACCGAGUCCUGGGAAGGCAUCACUGCUGUUCUGGCCCCGCUGGCACGCGCCUCAUUUCCUCGCCUCUGACUGUGCUCUGCGUGCAUGUCAUCUUCCUCUGGCCCAAGGGAUCUGAGCCGGAGUCCUCUGGGAGUGUCCGGGUGAGAUUUUCCUUGUGCGUGGACAGUGUUGGGUGUUGACUGCAGUCGCCCAGAUUUUCUCAUCCUGCGUCCGCACACCCAGUUGAGAGUGCGCGUCCCUCGCUGGUCUGGUGUGUGCUGUGGGGAAGGCCUGUGUGGCAGUUUUUACUCGGGGGUGGAAUGUGGAGGGAGCCGUGCACUCUGUGGAAUGGUUUGAGAAGAACUGCUUCCAGUCCGCGUGCAGGGAAGAGCACGUUUUGUCAGCAUGACUUCAUGCCUCUGAGGGCGCACCAGGUUGGCAGAGGACAGACCUCAGCCUGGUUUGGCCUAACUGCUUUGUUGCCCGGAGCUUGUUUGAAGCUGAAGAGCUUUGUGCACCUAAUCCUUUGAUCUGGAAGUCAGGAUUUGCUGUGAGUCCAGAGUUCAUUCUGAGGAGGGCAUACCUGAAAAGUUCCCGUGCUUCUGGAAGUGACCUGAAUCGGCACCUUGUUCCUAGGGAAUGUCCCAUAUUCCCUGUUACUUUUUUGUUUUUUAAGUUGGACCAGUUGACUUUUUUCUUUUUUAGAUUGAUUUAUUUAUGCAUACAAGAACUGGGGUACAGGCCAGAGGUGUGGGGGGAGGUGAGGAUGUAACAGAGACAAAGUGGGGAGGGAACAGAGCAGGCAGAUCCUCUGGAAUCCACUGCUGAGGGGAGCAGCAGGGAGACAGGAGAGGUCUGCUGCGCCAUGUGGGUUGUUCCCUGGCUGGGGAUUGAACUUGUGCUGCAGAGGCUGCGGACAGCUUCACAAGUUGUGUCCUAACCCCUUGUGCCACCAGGGAGGCCCCCUAAUUCCCUGUUGCUUGUGAGGAAUUUUAUCUCUUGGGCCUGUGCAGGAGCCAGUCCCCGAUGUCCAGCAUCCCACAGGCAGGUGUCAGCGACGGGAAGGCGUGCAGGGCGACGCGGGCUGGGGUGAUGGCGUGGGGGGCGUGGCAGAUGAGAGGGCAGGCGGGUGCUCCAACGGAGGCUUCUGCAGAUGUCCAUGCUCCUUAGGCCAUGUGGGAGGAGGGUGGACAGAAAUUCUCAGCAGCUUCACACCUGAAUCUCCCGUGGGCAGUGCCUCUUACCCUGUAAAGUGCAUCAUGUAAGGUUUGUGACUUCUGUGCUGUGAACCCUGUGGCUGUCACAGCACGUGCACAAACCCUGGUACUGACCAAGGAGAUGCAGGGGUAGGGCUUCUCCAGCCCAGCAGCCUUCCUAGUGACUGCUUUCCAGUUUGUUUGUUUUUAAGAUUUACUUAAAGAUUUUAAGAUUUACUUAUGCACACAAGACCUGGGGUACAGGCCAGAGGUGAGGGGGCUGAGGGCAUUCACCAGAGACAGAGCAGGGAACAGAACAGGCAGACUGAAACACACUGCUGAGGGGAGCAGCGGGGGAGACAGGAGAGGUCUGCUGUGCCAUGUGGGUAGCUCCCUGGCCGGCUGUAGAGGUUGUGGAUUGCUUCACAGUGCUGUGCUUAACCCCUUGCGCCACCAAGGAGGUCCUCAUUGCUUUCCAGUUGUUGCUGACAUUGAGGCAGGGGGCAGGGCUCACCAAACUUGUGGGGAGAGAGGAAUGGUAGAGCCAAAAAUUACAGGUGUCACUUUCCAAGAAGGAUACCUAAUGUGGAUUUUUAUGGGCAACAUUUAGUUCUUUUUUUUUUUUUAAAAGAUUUAUUUAUUUAUGCAUUAAGAGUUGGGGGACAGGCCAGAGAUGAGGGGGGCAGGGGGGGCAGUGAGAGGAUUCACCAGAGAGUAGGGAACAACUGGCAGACUGACAGAAACACACUGCUGAGGGGAGCAGCGGGGAGACAGCAGAGGUCUGCUGUGCCCUGUGGGUAGCUCCCUGGCUGGAGAUGGAACUCGUGCUGCAGAGGCUGCGGCCAGCUUCAUAGGUUGUGUCUUAACCCCUUGCGCCACCAGGGAGGCCUUUAGUUCUUAACGGGAACAUUUAGUUCUUAACAGCUUUAUUGCGAUGUGUUUGACAUGAAAUAAACUGCACGGAUGUAGUGUGUGGAACGUGUUCUGUUCCGGCGUGUGCAUAUGCCCGGAAGCCAGCAGCACAGUGAAAAUGAUGGGCGUACCCAGCCCAGCCAGCUGAUUCCCUGAGUUCCUUUUUUAAUCCUUGCCUCUGGUCCUUUCUGAACCUCCCAUCCCACAACUCACAAGCAACAGCAAGCAUUUUCUAGAAACCAAAUCUUGGUGUAUACUUUCUGAGGGGACGGAACAUUGGCAUAUUUUCUCUAACCAUACUGUGUUGAGAUUUAUUCAUCUCGUUGCAUGUACCAAUAGUUUGUCGUUUUGUAUUGUUGAGUAGUAGUCCAUUACGUGGAUAUACCACCGUUAUUUUUUAUUCAUUUCGUUGUUAGUGUAUGUUUCCCACUUUGGGCUGUAAGAAAUAAAGCUGCUUGAAUAUUUGUGGUCAAGUUACCACUAAUACUCUCUGGUGUGGAUGUACCACAGUUUGUUACCCAUUCACCUACAGAAGGACAUCGUUCUUGCUUCUGAGUUUUAGCGAUUACGAACAAACCUGCAGUGCACAUUUCUGUAGGCUUUGGGUUGACAUAACUUCAAUUCAUUUGGGUUUAAAACAAGGAACCUGGUUUAGUGGUUAUAGAGUAAGAGUAUGUUUACUUGUGUAAGCAACUUUUCCUAAGGGGCUGUACCAUUUUGUAUUCCACCAGCAAUGACAGUUCUAGUGCUCCAGGUCCUCGUCGGCAUUUGGUGGUGUCUGUCCUUGUUGCUUUAAUUUGUAGUUCCCUGGUGACAUGGUAAGUAUUCCUUCGGACAAAGUAUUCCUUUGGACAGUGUCUAUUCAGGGCAGAAGUUCUUGCUUUUAAUCCAGUUAAGUUUACCUAAGUUUUCUUUUGUGGCUGUGUUUUUGGUGUAAUCAGAAGUCAUUGCCAGAACGAGGGUCUCAGUUUUUUCCUGUGUUGUUCUAGGUGUUUGGUAGUUUUCUGUUUUGCCUUUAGGUCUGUUAUCCAUUUUGAGAUAAUACCUGUGAAAGGUGUAAGACUUGUGUCUAACUCACUUUUUUUUAAAGAUAUAUUUAUUUAUGCAUACAAGAGCUGAGGUUCAGGCCAGAGAUGCGGGGUGUGUGAGAGAGGAAUCACAGAGACAGAGUGAGGAACAGAACAGGCAGAUUGACUGAAACACACUGUUGAGGGGAGCAGCGGGGAGACAGGAGAGGUCUGCCUUGCCAUGUGGGUUGCUCCCUGAGUGGCCGGGGAAUCGAACUCAUGCUGCAAAGGCUGCAGAUUGCUUCAUAGUGCGGUGCUUAACCCCUUGUGCCACCAGGGAGGCCCUAAUUCAUGUUUUAAACAUGUGGAUAUCCAGUCAUUUCUGUACCAUUUCUUGAAAACACCAUCCCUUCUCCAUUGAAUUGCCUUUGUCUUUUUGUCACAGGUCAGAUGACUAUUUUUUUAUAUGCCCAAAUUCUGUUUUGAUUUUUUCCAUUUAUGAAGAUAAUCAUUGUGUGGGUGAGCAUGUGUUGUCUUUCAUUUUAAUUUAUGUGAUACAGUCCAUUAGUUGCCGUACAGAUGUUACACUAACUUACAUUUUCUGGGACAAAUGCCCCUUGGCCAUGAUGUGUCAUCCUGCGUAUAAGUUGGCAAAUCAGGUUUUUUUUUAAUAUUUUGUUAAUGUAUUCGCAUCUGUAUUGAUGACAGAUAAUGGGUUUGUAGAUUUCUCGUGAUAUCUGCCUGACUCUGGUAUGGAGUAAUUCUUUUUCUCUUGAGUAUUUUAUUGCUUGUAUAAUCCUAUAGAAAUCUAGCUAGUCAUAUCUAUCUAUACCUGUAUAUGCAUUUUUAAUGAAGUAUAGUUGACUCCCAACAUUGUAGUUUCAACAGAAUCGUACAAUGUGUGUUUAAGCUCCCUUUACUAUGGCCCUGAGGAGUGGGGGGCAGAGCACGGAAGUAAACUGCCAGGUUAAAGACGAGAGACACCUCGCGGUCCUUGGCUCAGGCCUGACCACACUCCCCCUAUUGUGUGUUUUCUGACCCAGAAUUUUGUUUGUUUUGUUUUUAGAUGGCACAAAGAUGUGAAAUCAUGCCAUCAUUGUUUCUCUGUUCUCUCACUUGUUUCUCGUAUAACGUACUGCCCUCGUUUCAUCCAUGUUGUCACACGUGUGUGUGAGAGAGACACACACAACAGUGGCCUUUCAGAAUUUAAUUUGGUUGCCUGUGCAUACUAAUAAAAAAUAUCUAUUGGA